AUGGAAUAUAGCGUUGGAGACGUUGUACGAUGUAUGUGGGGAUCGAAACCGGUUGAAUACGAAGCGAAGAUUAUUCACGCCAAUUCCGCAACAAAGGAGUACUUUGUUCACUACCAAGGAUGGAACAAGCGCUACGAUGAAUGGAUAUCCGAAAAAUCGAUACUAGGUUCGUCACGGAAACAACAAACGACUCCUUCCCACCACGAAACUCCAAAAGUUCGCCAUUCGAGAAGAGAAAAGAAAAUCAAGAAACCAAUUGAUUGGUCUCCCACAUCAUCUGCUACAACACAUGCUGCAGAGAAACCUGCCGUUGAAAAAGUUUCAAAUAAGCAACAUGUUCCGAUCUCGUCGAAACGAAAGCACUCUCCGGUAGCUAAAGUUGCUAAGUCGCAGCCUAUCUCUCCACCUGUUACAACUGGAGAUGAUUUUGCCACCAGCGACGAGGAGGAGGGAGGCGAUGCUCUGCCGCGGUCUUAUAUUGAUGUUCUGGCGAAGGCAAAGAAGCGAGCAGAAAGGAAGAGUCAGCAAAGAACUUCUCCGAAAGCGACCAAGAACAAGUCCCCUAAAAGUAAAUUAAUGGAACAUGGGGAAGCUGACAACGGAACUCUCCACGCCACUCAACCCUCAGCUGAGUGGGAGAAGUGCUCAACAACCGCGUCAUCUGCCGACGUAACCAGCACUUCAGUGGAGUGUCACGGAUUUUCUGCAAUUGGAGGAGACCAUAACUACUCGAGUUUGCGCUUCCAUUAUAACGAAACACCGCCA
Ostertagia ostertagi is the source of this 765-nucleotide messenger RNA. The record is from the annotation of a GenBank genome assembly. Lineage: Eukaryota; Metazoa; Nematoda; Chromadorea; Rhabditida; Trichostrongylidae.